UCUCACAGUGUGAGAGAAGUCUGGGAGGGGCACAGUGGGGGAGGCCCCUCCUGUCCCAUUCAUAACACGUUCAUUCACUGGGAGCCGGCUAAGACCGACUAAUCUCUCACGCAGUCAUUCCCUCUACCCUAAUAAAGAUCCACCACCUCUCCUAGAACUCGGUCCGAGGGACGCUGCUCUCCUGGCCCUGCCACCACUGAAGCGCCCAGGCGUCCCGGAAGAUCCGACCUGAGCGCAGACCCCGCGGACCAUGAGUCCUCGGAGGCAGCGAGCGUCGGUCCCGCUGCUGCUCCUGCUGCCGCUGCUGCUGCUGGGCGGCUGCCUCCUCGUGGCCGCCCGGAGAGACAAGGGGGCGGCAGGCAGCGCGGCCCAGCCGGCCCCGGGUCCCGCGGGCGGCUCCUCCGGCCGCUUCGUCAGCCCCGAGCGGCACGCGUGCAGCUGGCAGCUCCUGCUGCCCGCCCCGGGGCCCGCGGCGGGCAGCGAGCUGGCGCUGCGCUGCCAGGACCCGGACGGGGCGCGCCACCAGUGCGCCUACCGCGGGGAGCCGGAGCGCUGCGCCGCCUACGCCGCCCGCGGCGCGCACUACUGGAAGCAGGUGCUGGGCGGGCUGCGCAAGAAGCGGCGGCCGUGCCAGGACCCCGCUCCGCUCAAGGCUCGUGUGUGCGCGGGCAAGAAGGGCCACGGCGCUGAGCUGCGCCUGGUGCCCCACGCGUCCUCACCCGCGCGCCCCACUGCGGCGGGCUUCCCCCCGGAUCCCAAGCCCCGCGCCAGGAGCCGGGGGCGCCUCCGGGAGCCCGCGCCCGGCCCCUCCGGAGGGGCCCGACUUCCCGCCGGCGCGGCCCGACUUCCCGCCGGCGCGUCUCCCAGAGGGAAGCCCUCUGAGACCAACGGCGGCAAGAGGAAGGCGGCCUCGGACCCAGACCAGGAGCGACCCCUGGGGACCGGGCCCGAUCCCGACGGGCUGGACGAGAACGCGAAGCUCACGGAGACCUACUGUGCUGAGAAGUGGCACUCCCUCUGCAACUUCUUUGUCAAUUUCUGGAAUGGCUGAGGCUGCCAGCCUGGGGAGGAACCUGGGUGGGGGGAGGUACGCAGCCGGGGAGGAGAAGUUAAGGGCAUCUUAGGCCAGGA
This is a messenger RNA of Neofelis nebulosa (Clouded leopard), 1131 nucleotides long. RefSeq names its product fibroblast growth factor binding protein 3 (gene FGFBP3). Gene Ontology annotation, molecular function: growth factor binding. The coding region runs from base 251 to 1051 and encodes 266 amino acids. The transcript is spliced from 2 exons. NCBI's taxonomy places the organism in Eukaryota, Metazoa, Chordata, Mammalia, Carnivora, Felidae. Gene Ontology annotation, biological process: cell-cell signaling. The record is from RefSeq and is a predicted model, not a curated record.